Messenger RNA from Miniopterus natalensis, 2318 nucleotides. RefSeq names its product RNA polymerase I subunit G (gene POLR1G). Gene Ontology annotation, biological process: transcription by RNA polymerase I. Lineage: Eukaryota; Metazoa; Chordata; Mammalia; Chiroptera; Miniopteridae. Gene Ontology annotation, molecular function: RNA binding. The record is from RefSeq and is a predicted model, not a curated record. Gene Ontology annotation, cellular component: RNA polymerase I complex.
CACUCCAGUUCUGAACUCCCAAGGCAUCUGGGCCUCCCUAGAAGGGACUGUAACACUGAAAGCACAGCCAUGCCAACCAAGACUCUUACCUAUCUCUUUAAGAAUUUCAGACCAAUCGAUCUUCCUGUCUCUUUAAGAGUUAGGUCCUAUCGAUGUGGCUGGCCCUUUAAGGCGACGUUGGAGCAAAGAAUGUCGGCUAGAGUAAGGGGGAUGUCCUCCGGGACCUGGUGGCUCCACCUCCCGCCAGACAUCGAAUCGGCUGCUUUUGGGAGCAGAUUUCCAGGAAGGAUGUCUUCCUUGGUUGUCUGCUUCGCACAAAUGGAAAUUUCCCCCAAUUCUGCUCCAAAAGCGAGCGGGCUCCGAGCGACCCCCUCCACGCUCCCGCGCACUUGGGCGCGUCCGAGUGAGGCCCCACCCCUUCGGUUCCACGUGGUCCUCGGCCGGGCCGCAGUGGGUCUGGCUGCGGGCGUGCGCAAGUCCUGCUUACGGGAUGGCAGGGACCCCGUCCGCCGGUGCUGCUCGGUUCUCUUGUCCCCCCAGUUUUACCGCGACGCCUCCAUCCUCAGAGCCCACUCGUUUCUCCUUGGAGGCGCUGACGGGCCCCGAUACGGAACUGUGGCUUAUCCGGGCCCCUGUAGACUUCGCCCCGGACAGCCUCAAUGGGCGUCUGGUGCCUCUCUCUGGCUCCCAGAUCGUGAAGGGCAAGGUGGCAGGCAAGAGACACCGCUACCGGGUCCUCAGCAGCAGCGGCCCCCAAACUGGAGAAUCAACCCUGCUGGCCCCCUCAGGAGAGGCAGGAGGUGGACUCACCUGUGCCCCAACCCCCAAGGGCAGCCUAAGGAUCUUAGAAGGUCCCCCAAAAUCCCUAUCGGGGAUUCCGCUGCAUCCCAUUCCCGCAAACCCCCCACCACAGAUCCCCCCUGGCCUGAGGCCUCGGUUCUGUGCCUUUGGGGGCAGCCCACCAGUCACAGGGCCUGGGUCAGCCUUGGCACUGAGGUCGCCAGCCUCAGGGAAGAGGAAGAAGAGGAGGCAUGUGCAUGAGGCCUCCGUUCCUCAGGAGGCAGUGAAUGGGCAUGGGACCCUGGAGGCAGACACAGCUUUGGGGUCCUCAGAGACGGUUGUGGGGAAGAAGAAGAGGAAGCAGCAGCAUCCAAAUGACCUGGGGGUGAUGGAGCCAGUGGCAGCAGAACCCACGGCUGUGGUGUGGGAACCUCUGGGGGUGCCCUUUCCGUCCCCCAGCAAGAGGAAGAAAAAGAAGCCUAAAGAGACAGAAACAGAGACACUGGAGCCAGAAGAAAAGACUGUGGAGCUGGAACUCGUGGUGAAAACUGAGCCUCUGCAAGAGACAGUCCUAUCCCCCACCAAGAAGAGGAAGAGACAGAAGGGGACCAAAGGGACGGAGCCAGUGGAGGGGAUGAGAGUUGAGUCUCAGCUACAGGUGAAGGAGGAGCCACAGGAGGAAGCCAUCCCACUGCUGUCCUCAAAGAAGAAAGGAAAGGGGUACAAAGUGCCGAUGGAGCCAGGGACUGAGGCUGUAGAGCCAGAGGUGAGAACUCUGGAGCUCCACGGGGAGAUGAUGGAGCCUGGACUGCAGCAUGAAGUUGAGCCCCAGGCCGAGGCAGCGCUGGCAUCCACCAAAAAGAGGAAGAAGAAAGAAAAAUGGCAGAACUCAGUGAUGGAGCCAAAGACAGAGGCGGUGGAGCCCCAAGAGGAGGUGAUGGCGCCUGAGCUGCCAGGUGACCUUGAGCCUCAGGCAGCUCCAGCAUCCACCAAGAAGAAAAAGAAGAAAGAAAGAGGGCACAAAGCGACAGAGCCAGGGACUGAGGUGACUGACCCACAAGGUGAGAUGAUGGAGCCCGAGGCCAGGGCAGAUCCAGCACCCACCAAGAAGAGGAAGAAGCGGGGCCAGGAAAGCGGGGGGUCAGAGAUGGCAUCCCAGGAGGAGAUGUCAGAGCCGCCACUGAAUCCAGAGUCUUGGGAGGUGGCUCCUGUGAGACAGGAGAAGAAGAAGAAGAAGAAGCUGCAGUAGGAUCCUGCACAGCCUCCUCCAGGGAAACUGACAGCUGCUAAGAAAAGCUGGGGCGGCCGCCUGGCCUGUCAGAAGAUGAGAGCAGAGAACCCCUUCCGGCGGUUGGACCAGCACGCCAGCAGGAGCCUGGACCGGGAACAUGCUUUAUUAUUACACAGAGGGCCUCCUUGGCAGCUGAGGUCAUCGGGGCACUUUCAAGAAGGGCUCAUGUAGGACAUCAAACAGCCUACGGGCCUGGGUGGAGGAGAGAAAGAAAGGAACUAGUCAUUAAAUGAGCCAUUAUUUGGUA